Molecule: messenger RNA, 12149 nt
Organism: Paramuricea clavata
Lineage: Eukaryota; Metazoa; Cnidaria; Anthozoa; Malacalcyonacea; Plexauridae
Source: the annotation of a GenBank genome assembly
AAGUCUUCCUGUUUUGAAUUUUUCACAAAAAGACUUACCGAGUCAACCGACUCGGUUGACUCAUAGCUAGUUAGGGGGCCUGUUCUUUGUAACCUCUUUGUUUCUUUAGAACUGUACUGAAGAUGAGUUGAAACAAGAAAUAACAAGACUCCAUGAAGACAAAAACAGAUAUGAAAUGGCUGCCAAAGUAUGGUUACUGUUUAAAACAUUUUCCAAGCAUCUUCAAACUAAUUACUAAUUCACCGCUAAUUAUUUCUAAUUGUCGAAUACAAUCAAUGACUUUUUUUCAGGAAGGGUUACGGAGAAUUACGCAAGAAAAGUUACAAGCCAUUGAGAAAAUUUCUCAGCUUGAGGUCAGGGCACGUUUACUGUCAUAUUUCAGGGAUGGAUUUACUGGGGGUGGGGGGUGCACCCCCCCCCCCCCUUAGCCCUGGGCAGAGGGGGGCAGGGGGAAUGCUAUUUUUCAUGAUAAAGCAAAAACUCAUUAGAGACAACAUGAGAUACAGUGAUUUGAGUAAUAACAUGAUGAUAAGCGAACUGUGAACAACAAUUACAAUUCAAAUACUGUAGUCAAGCAAGACUUUGCAGUAGUCAAGCAAGUUGAUGGGUGGGCGGCACCAGGGCGCAGUAAAACACUGUUUUACUGCGCCCUGGCGGCACACAUGACCAACACAACUCUGUACCAGAGCUGGCAGAGAACCCAUCAGAUCAUGCUAGAUCCAUCCCAUUAAUAUAUUAGUUUUCCCUGCAGUUCAAUAUAUUUACGGAAUGUGUGUGUGUAAUUUCUAGAAAUCAUACAGCAAUGCCGAAGACGAGUGCAGUCAUUAUCAAUCGCUUUAUGAAAGAGCCCAACACGAACUGGAGGAUUUAGCUGCAAACCAUAGACAGGUACUGUGUAAAGAGGCCAUGGUUUAAAUAUUUUAUUUAUAUUAAGUUGUUAGUGUAGCUACUAGCUUGUUAUGUUCUUAACAUUACUUAAAAUUGAAACCGUGUUUUCAUUAUUUUUAUUGCAUUUAUCGCGAUAUUAUCAAAUAUUGUGCGUGAUAAUUUCCUAGACGAUAAUCAUGAUAUGAUGUUUUUUUUAAAUACCGUCCAAUUCUAAGUGAGAGAUGAAUAUUGAAUAUGCUGAUCUCGAAGACAGAGUGUAUGUACAUUUUAUAUUUUUACAUUCAUUAGAGGCUAGAAGAUAUGAAAUCCCUCCGAGACCAACUUGACAAAUCAGAACGAAGACAUGUUGCUCUUGAUGAGCAGGUACUCUACAUACUUUGUGUAUUUGGUGUUGAAGAUAAAUAUCUAUGAAUGAACUUGUGAAGGAUGAGACUCAAAAUGCGGCUAGGUUUACUAAACCGUAUGUAGACAACGCCUUGAUAUAAACCAAUCUUUUACUCGUAUAUACUGUAUUUCGUUGCCCUUCGACAGUACUGUACGUAAAACUAUACAAAGAAUAAACUAUAUUGUCUGCAUACACGAAACUACAGAACCACCACAUACUAAAUAUUAACUAAAUAAAAUAACAACGCUCUGUCCCCGCAUAUUCUUAAAUGUUAAGCCAGUAUAAUAAUAUCUAAUAUUAGUAUAAUUACAUAGGUGAUUAUUGAAAAUUCUCCACGCUGAUUGGUUGCCGUUGAGGUGAUUAUUACGCGAUAAUCACCUAAGCGAUUUUCAAAAUGGCGGCCGAAGCCGUUUUGUCAAUUAAAUGACGAAGAAAUGUGUAUUUUUUUAUUUUUUCCAUAUAAUCACCUAUGAAAUUAUACUAAAAAAAUUAUUCACCUCAGGCUCGGUGAUUAUCGUGAAUAAAAACCUCGACUUCGUCUCGGUUUUUAUUCACCGAUAAUCACCUCGCCUUCGGCGAAUAAUUGUUAACUAUCCAAUGUUCUAUAUCUUACUUGUUUUUUUAUUUUUUAUUGAUUAAUAAAUAUUGGACUACAUCUAUAUCUCAUUUAUUUAUAUAUCCCUUACCACAAAUUAGAAAACCUUGAAAGUUCUGCUCGUUAUAAUCUUAGGAAGAAUCUUAGGGCGCUUUCCAUUUAAUGACCUGACCGGUGAGAUCCGAAUUCUCUUCUCUGUAUCAAUGGAAAGAUCUGGUCUAUGUUUCUCAAAUAUCUAGCGAAAAUGGACCUCAUUCUAAUGUUAUCUAAAUUUUCCGUCCAGAUACAUGUACAGCAGGUCUGAAGCCCAAAUGUUUUGUGUUCCAUUCAAAAACUUGACUGGUCGGUCUGGCCGUAUUAAUGGCAAGCGCCCUUAUUUUAUUUUGUGUUUCAGAUGACCAAGGAACGCGAGAGUACGAAUGAAAAGUUAAAUAUCUCUUCGAAGAAAGAAGUGGAAUAUAUAUCUCGGGUAAAAAUUAAAAAGAUGUUUGCUUUGACUAGUUCUUUGCGUGGUUCUUUGUUUGUCAUUGCUCAUAGGACGAACAAGAAUGUUCUCUUUUCUCAUUGUUAUUUCAUUUUCCUAAUAUAUAGUUAGAAUCACUGCAAGCUGAAUGCGAUUUUCGUAAAGAACAAUUGGUAGCAAUGCGAGGUUGGUCCUUUUUUAUAUGUGCAUAAAUUUUUAGUGUGGGGAUAACUAUUGUCAUCUUGGGGACCGCGGGGGGAGGGGUGGUACUGAAGACAAAUGCAAAAGUCAAAGAAAAUAUGAGAUCCAACCAUAAAAAAGUCAAACAAAAUUUUACCCAACCUUAAAUAUUAAAUAAAAAAUAAAUACCCACCGCUGGCCAAGUUUGUUAACUGAUUGUGCAAUUUUCUGCAGUCUAAAGUUUCAUGUUGUCUGCACUUGUACUUUCUUUGGAGACACCAUUUGCCUCUUGGCAAAUCGGAAAACGAUCAAGAUAGUGACUCUAAUUGACCUUUUCCCUUUUGAGUGAAAUUUUGAUCUAGACAAGUCUGGACAAAGGUCGGAUAAUAUAGCCUUGCGAAGUUUGCCGUUUUUCAGUCAUUUGGAAUUACAAACGGGAAAUUGAUAAUCAGAUGAUCAAACUGAUGCUAAAUGUUAGAUUGUAAUGCAAAAUGACUGAAAAACGGCAAACUUCGCAAGGCUAUAUUAUUAUCCGCAUUUUACAACAUUUCGCAGCGAAACUUUUUUAUAUGUAAGUUCGUGUGAGCCUCCUUGAUAAACCUAUGGCUUUUGAGGCAAACAUUUUAAUAAAGUUUAUAUAAAAAAAAACCAAAAAAAAACUUCGGAAUAUUACUAAUUUUGUGAUGCUCUUUCAAGCUGUGAUGAAAUUGUUGCCCAGACAUAUCUAGAUCAAAAUUUCACUCAUAAGGGGAAAGGUCUAUUGCCUAGUGUUCACAUUGCUUUUUAGUCUUCAAUAUUUGAGUGAGUCAUGCUUUGGAAAUGACAAUAAAUUUUUAUUACCCAACCCUUGAGUUGUUUUGUUUUUCAUUUACCCAACCUUUUACUCACUCAAGAAUAAUGUCCUCUCCCUUAUAACGCAAAUGGCAUGAUUUUUUAGCUCAAAUGGAGAAACGACAGAAAGAAGCAUCGAAGAAGAAAAUUAAUCAAAACCAUGAACAAGAUUUCGAAAAAGGUACGAGAAUAAGACAGGGCCAAAAAAAAAAUAUGUGGGUUUCCGGUUUCCCGACCCUACCUAGCUUUUGGACGUCGAAAUCCCGACCCUAAACUUUUUUAUUGGAUCAUCUUGUAAGUGUUUCCACUUAGAGGAAAAAGUUUGUGGAAAAUUGAAAUUUGAGGCAAUAUUAGGGAAAUUUAUCUUUGGAUGUGGAAGCACUGACUAAACAAAAUGGCGUCCGCUUGUUCGGAAAAUUAAAAAAAAAGUUUAAAAAAAAAAGUUAAAACCGACCUACCCUACCUAUGUUUUUAUAAGAAGAAACCGGAAACCCACAUAUUUUUUUUUUUGGCCCAGAGCAAUCUUUCUUCCUUGUUGUACAUGUACAUGGUAUGUCCCCAGGCCUACAUGGUACACUUGCGGUAAUGAGGAAAUAUUUUUUUUACUGUAGAAAAUCCAGGAGACUUAUCGCUUGUCGAAGAAACGAUACAAGUACUGAAAGGUAAUUCGGUUUUUUAAAGUGCCUAUGACACGAAAUUUCACCCCAAAUGUUUAUGGUUGCAUUGUAAAGAUCACUUAAAAUGACUUAAUAAUUUCUUUUAUAGAAUUUUGGUAACUUGCUUCCUUUGCAAGAUAUUCAACUUUGUUUCAUAUGCAAAUAUCACCGGUGUGACAUCACAUCGCAUAAUGACAUUUUGAAAACGCAAUAUUUUACCUUGAUAAAAUAUUUUUACAAACAAAUACAGUGUGUUAAUUAAUUACCAGUUAUGAAACUAAUACAUAUACAAGGGCAAUUUUUAAGUUUUUUAGAUACGUAUUCGUCAAGAAAACCGGUGAUAUUUGCAUAUGAAACAAAGUUGAAUAUCUUGAAAAGGGAGCAAGUUACCAAAAUUCUAUAAAAGAAAUUAUUAAGUCAUUUUAAGUUAUCUUUGCAAUGCAACCAUAAACCUUUGGGGUGAAAUUUCGUGUCAUAGGCACUUUAAGUAAAGUAGAAAAUUUCAAUAUUUCCGAAUACAUUUUGCAAUAUUUACCGACCAGAUUUAAUAAGUGUCGUACUCAAGACGUAAAUUCAUCAAAUAAUACCAUCAAAAACUUAAAAUUUUUGAGAGAAUUUUCUUCGAACAGUCGUGUUGUCAGCUUACUUGAUUUCCAUUCAUUGAAUAUUAUUGAAAAUAAUGAGUUUGAGCAUAUUAGCGGACACUCAAUUUUGACAAUAUGCAACAUAACUCAAGAAACGUUCUUCGGUGCCCGGUCCCCUGUCGCAAUUUGCAAGCUUCAAGCGAAGUGGGCAAGUUUGGACCACGCAAGGCUAACUGCAAAUUUUUUUGGGCUACCCGGUAGACACUGUACUGUCAUGGUAAAGACACAAACGAUGGCUGCUUAAUGAUGUAGAAUACUACCUACACUGCAUUGACUUGCAUACUUAAACAUCGUCAAAUUGCGUGUACCGUAAUCUCAACUAUUUUAUAGAGAAACUACAGCGGUUACAAGACGAAUCUAAAACGAAGCAAGAAGCUGUGAAUCAAAUCAAAGGUAACUUUACACAGGGCUGGAUUUUUCUGUAAUUUAAUGGGGAGCUUAAGCAUGUAGGACGGCAACACGACGAUGACGGCAACCAAUACAAUUAGUCGAUGAAAAUAAAUAAAUAAAUAAAGUCCCCAGGGAAGAUUCAGACGUAGUCGUCGCUCUGUUUACAACGGCAAAUCACAGAUUUUCACGUCUUUUAGACAACGCCUGCAUUUCAAGCCGCAACAAGUGCAACUUAAAAUUCGGUUCAGUAGAACUCUUCCCAAACAUAAAGCCAAUGUUUUCAGCAUCUUAUACUGUAUUAAAUUCAUACGAAUUAUAAUAUACGACAAGUUUUCUUUACUAUCAUUUAUGUGAAGGAAUUUGUUUUGGCCGUCGUCGUGGUGUUACCGUCCUACAUGCUUAAGCUCCCUAAUGCUGGGGAGGUGGGGGAGUUUAGGGGCGUCUUUACGACGUGUCCCUCUAAAGUUAAUGUACAGGUUCGAGCAUUGGGCUGGUAUUCCAAAGGUCGUAGGUUCGAUUCCCACCGUGGUCAGGCAUAUUUUUCAAGCUUGCCCGCGGUGUGGAUAUACACUCAGAGUAACAUCACAAACAUAACAUCACAAUUGUUGUAAAGAUAAAACUGAGUAUAAGCUAAGUAUGUAAUUAGGUAAGCGUGUAAUACUUGAUGUAAAGCGCAUUUCAUAUCCACAUGGAAAUUUGCGCUAUAGAAAUGCUAUAGUCGUAAUUGUAGCGGGCUCUAUAUAUUAAGCAAUUAUUGGAUGAGGCUGAGCAUGAUAUCAAGAAUUAUUCUUGAUAUCAUGCGAAAGCCGAAUCCAAUAAUUGUUUUAUUAUACAUUUAAAGACAUGAGAAACGUAUAAAACGAUUCCUGUUCAUGAGGUAGGAAAAGUACAAUUUGAAUAUCAAACACCUUGCAUCAUGCCUGUAGAAAGUAGGAAGUUAUGGAGCGACGCUACCUCCAAAGUAUAAAGGGCCAACUCCAACCAAAAUAUACACUUGAAUAACUUGUGGAAUUCAAAACGUAUGAGUUGAAAUAUGAAUUGUGGAGUUACUGGCAAACUCCAAAAAUCGUUUGGAGCUAGGUAUAACUCCAAAUUUGGCAGCUAAGCAUCAUUUAGGUGCUAAGCAUCUAAGCCUGGAGUUACUGGCUAACUCCAAAAAUCAUUUGGAGCUAAGAAUAACUCCAAAAAUCAUGAAAAAACUACUAGGUACCUAAGCCUUGAGUUACUGUCUAACUCCAAAAAGUAUUGUGUAGCGAGGCAAGCCAGCCUAGCCGCUAGGUAUGUAUAAAGCUUGAAGUUACUUGCUGUGUUGCUAAUUCCAAAAAUCAUUUUGGAGCUUGUUAUCUAAGCCCGGAGUUACUGUAUAACUAGAAUAACUGCAAGAAUGCACUCUCAGAAUGCACUUCUAUACUUGGCACACUUGGCAUUGUGUUGUCGUUCAGAGGCUAAAUUUUGAUCUGCAGUUGCGGCAAAUGCAGCGCAACUGCCGAUCGUACCUGCUACCCUUGUCAUGCUCUGUUGAUCGCGUGUAAGACGGGCUCUGGGUACGAGAAUGUGGCAUAGUCUAGCUCCAUUUAAAGAUUGGCUACCUCCACAACAAUAAAAUCUACAGGUAUGCCUUGCAUAAAGUCAAAGGUCAGCUAAAUAUUCUACUUCUAUUUACCCCUUUGUGGCUUUUUUUGUGCUUUUACUAUCCUUAUCUGCCAAUAAUUUGGAGAGUUCACUUUCAUUCAGCGAAGCAAAUCUGCUGUAGACCAUUGUUUGUUUUUUGUUUGUUUUUCGCGCGCUUAUAGAUUCAAGCUUUUGGCCGCGCAAAGGUUUGGGCACGAGAGAGUCCAAUAAUAUUUUUUUUGGAUGCAAGUUCGAUCCAAAAAAACAAUUAUUGGACGCUGAUGACGUCAUCGGCGGAAAAUACGUAAUAAAUGCCGAAUAUUGAAAAUUAGCCGGUGCUUUCUGACCAAUUAGAAACGAGAAUACAUAUAUAUUAAAUGUAUAAUAAAACUGAGUAAAAAAAAAAAAAACUGAAAAUCAUCUUUGCGAUUGCCAAAUGCCUGAUGUUAUUUCUUGCAGCGAAACUUGAUGAGUACGACAACGGAGAAGUGAAGGCCGACGACACGGAACUUCCAUCCUUGAAAAGUAUGGCAAAACAUGCAAUAUCUGCGUAAACAGUAACGCUAUAUUAAACACGUAAUACUGUAUAUUGAAAGUGGUCUUUUUUGGAUGUGAUCCUUCAAUAUUCAUUCUUUUUUGGAUGCGAUUCUUAGCACGUUAUUGACUGCCGUUGUUUGUGUCGCAUUUGUAUAUAGAUGAGCUUCUCAACUCCGAACAGGAUUUGAAACAUACUCGCGGAAAAAUCGAAGAACUAGAAGGUAAAGCCUGAUUCACAACAGCAAUGGACCUAUUCCCUUAUAAUGAACAAAAUUUUGAUCUAGACAAGUCUGGACAAAAAUUUCACCACAGCUUGAAAGAGCAUCACAAAAUUAGUAAUAUUCCAAAGUUUCGUUGCGAAAUGUUGUAAAAUGCGGAUAAUACAGCCUUGCGAAGUUUGCCGUUUUUCAGUCAUUUUGUAUUACGCGCGGGAAAUUGAUACCGCUUUCUGAAAAAAGGUAUCAAUUUCCCGUGCGUAAUACCACUUUAUUAACUGUGGUAAUACAAAAUGACUGAAAAACGGCAAACUUCGCAGGGCUAUAUUAUCCGCAUUUUACAACAUUUCGAAACGAAACUUUGGAAUAUUACUAAUUUUGUGAUGCUCUUUCAAGCUGUGAUGAAAUGUUUAUCUAGACUUGUUUAGAUCUAAAUUUUGUUCAUUAGGGAAUAGGUCCAUUCUGUCGGCGAUUUUUCUCCUUCUGGCAGAUGUGAUCGAAUGAAAGACAUGCAAAAGUCUUAGAAUUGUUUACUUCUGAAAAGCGACUCCAUAUACUUUUAUGUGCGAGUUCACUCAUUUGCAUCCGUCAGAAACACAAAAUCGCCGACAAAAUUGUUAGUGCGAACCAUAACACUUUGUAUAAACAAAUGUAAUUUUUAUACCUAACGAUUUAACUGCCCGUUUCUACUUUUGUAUUGCGUGCGGAAAUUGCUACCAUUUUCAGCCCAAAUGUGGUAGCAAUUUCCGCACGCAAUACGAAAGUAUACAAAAUUUGCGAACUUUGCAAGGCUAUAUUUUCCGCGUUUUACAACAUUUCGCAACCAAACUUUGCAAUUUUACUAAUUUUAGUAAGCUCUUUCUAGCUGUGGUGAUUUAUUUGCAUCUCUUUGCCUAGUUUUAAAAUUAGUCUAUAAUGGGAAUUCUCUAUUGAGCUUAGCUCUCUUGCAGCUGCAAGUAAGCAUAAUUAGGCGUAAAGAAAAAAUACCUGUGGUUCCGGUUCCCAACUGACCCUAUAUUUUUUUCUGCCUACACUAUUAUUUUUUCAACGCGAUUGACCGUGCGACCCUAUUUUCUCCGGGUGGUUGCGGGCUGCUGCCAAAAUGACGUCUGUUGUCACACUAAUUAUUGAAAAAACCAUGAAAAAGAUAUUCAAAAAUAUAUAUAUUUCCGACCUGCCGACCCUAAUUUUUUCGCGAGAUGAAACCGGAACCACAGGUAUUUUUUACGCCUUAGCAACCCCCAGUGCCCACUUACUCAAAGCAACUAUACUUAAAGUAGGACACCAGUAACUAGGCAUGUUGGUUGUCCAAAAUUGUGAAAUGGUAGCGACGAUGUGAACAAAUUAACAGUGUAUGUUCUUCUCUCGCUUUUUAGAGCAAUUAAUGUAUUGCCAUCUCAAAGCAGUGGACGAGCUGAAUGACAGCGACCAUAGCAGUAAUAGUCUUAUAGGUAAGAAAUAAUCGAAUAUAGUAUCAAACAAGAAGAUAAUUAGUUCUCUCAAGUUAGAUGAUACACAAACUUCUGGUUAGAGCUCGACAACUGUCUCUCUGUAGCUCAGUUGGUUAGAUCUCGACAACUGUCUCUCUGUAGCUCAGUUGGUUAGAGCUCGACAACUGUCUCUCUGUAGCUCAGUUGGUUAGAUCUCGACAACUGUCUCUCUGUAGCUCAGUUGGUUAGAUCUCGACAACUGUCUCUCUGUAGCUCAGUUGGUUAGAUCUCGACAACUGUCUCUCUGUAGCUCAGUUGGUUAGAGCUCAACAACUAUCUCUCUGUAGCUCAGUUGGUUAGGGCGCUGCACUGGAAUCGCAGGGCCGUAGGUUCGAUUAGGAGUUCAAGCUGUAUCUUGCAUCGGCUCUCAGCUUUGUUUUUUCACUGGUGAAUAUGUAGAGUACCAGGGUGUUAGCCAGAAAAAAGGUUUUGUCCGUUAAACGUAAAUUGGGAAAGUUUUUUUGACCGAUCAAAGUCCUUGUGUUUGAAUAAAUAGUGUUUUUUCCAACGUGUUUCUCCUUAGAUGCAAACAACGGUAGCUUGGUUUUGUACAUUCCAUUUCCGGUGAAUAAACACUGAAAAAUGCACCCGAUGGCACUUCGUUUUGUAUAUUUCGUUUCCGGUGAAUGAACACGGAUGCACACCGAUUACACUUUGUUUUGUACAUUUCAUUUCAGUGAAUACACAUCCAAUAUGAAUGAAACGCGAUACAUUUUGAGAAAAUAGUUAAUGGGAAAAAGUAAAUAAAACGCUCUUUAGACCCAGUUGGGAAAGCCCCUUAGCUACUUCAAUUGGGAAGAGUCCGUCAAACUGACAGUAUAUCGGCUAGCUAACACCCUGAGUGCAUGUUCUGAUUCGCUUUCUUUUCGUUAUCAGUAAACAAAGAAAGUGAUGAAUGUAUUACGGACCUUUCGAACCAUUUGCCACGUAAGUAGCUACUAACUUGUUUUGAAUGCGCAUCGUAAUUGUCGCGUUUAGAAAAUUGAAAUGCUUGGUUAUCUCUGUUCCAUUCUAUGUUUGUACUUAUCAGAAACAUGUAAGUUAUCAAAAAAUGUAAAUUGAGUGGCAACAAGCAUAAACACUGGACGGUACAUGUAUAACGUUUUCAGUAUGCCUAUAUUACAGUAUGCAAUAUUAAUUUUGUAGGCUCUGAGGCAGGCACAAAUUAUGACGUCGACAUGCUGGAUGACUUAGAAGGUACAGAAUAUGAACUAUUUGUGGGCCUCGGCGCUGACGGACUUCGGUGACUCUCGCAGCGAACUCAUGACGCUUAUGUGAAAAGAGUCAGUCAACGCUCUGCCAAAAGUCGUGGGUUUUCUUCGUGAACUCGGGUUUUCUCCCACAGGGAAAGUUGACAGGGUGGGUUGGGAUUACCCUCCUAACUAACUGACCCUUCCAUCGUAGCUGUACUCCGUGAUCAGACAUGAGUCAUAAGGUGGCUGCCAGAGGCGUCCUUAGAAAGCCUUCGACUGGAUCAGGUUGAGCUGCGUCCUUCGUAAUUCAACUCAGCUCUCAGCUGCAAGUAAGGAUGAUUAUCAGACACCCAUAUUUACGAUGAAAUUGGGGCUCAACAUAAUCGGGGCCAUGAAUGAUGGUGAACGGCAUUACCUUAUUACGAAUUUUAUGCGAAUAUCACAGGAAAAAAUUUUAAUUUCCAUUAUUGGGUUUUUGAAUGUAAAAACUGAAUUCUUACCAUCGUUGGUGAAUACAGAUUACCCAUAGAUGUUAAAUUACCCUUUCUCACGAAGGCCAAAAUCCGCCAGUUUUGGGGUACUGUCUGUCCUCAUGAAAGAUUCUAGACAAUUAGCCUUUCUCACGACGCCAUUUUUGGGUGGCUUUUCAGCCGAAGUCCGCGAGAUAAGUCCACAUAACAGCGACUUUUUAUAAUUUUUUGGACGAAUAAUGGUAAAUUUGCUUUGUGAAUGGUUAGCUUAUUUUGAAAAAUUGCUUUUCACAUUGUUUUAAUUGUCUGCAUUGGUUAACGAGAAUUAGAUGCCACCCAAAAAUGGCGGAUAUUCGUCAGCGUGAGAAAGGCUAAUUGAGACAACGUGAAAAACGACUUUUAAAAGUUGCUACUGUAUAAAUUUACCAUUAUACUGUACAACUGCAAUCCUAAAAAAAUGUAUUUCGUGGUGCGGAGACUCACAAAGGUAGUUCCCCCAAAAUUGAGGAAAAAUCGGCCGUUCAUGAGAAAGGCUAAUUGGUAAAAAGCAUGCUGUUUAAUAUUUACCAUUAAUGGUAUUUUCCUGUGCACAGUUUUUACAUUGAAAAACCCAUCGAUGGAAAUUUAAAUUUUUUCCUGCGUAUAAUCCCGGACGUGUUUCGUAUUUCUAAAACAACCGUGUAUUCUCUUCUGUUCCAGCUGAGCUUCAGAAUAUUAGAAAUCAAUUAUGUCGCCAUAGUGGAAAAACAGUCCGGGAGGAACUUCCCUUGGGUCUGUCAAACGAUAACGAAGGUCGACGGAGCGGUAUGUAUAGUUGUCUGUGCGUGCCUGCAGUACUACUUUGUCGUUUCCCAUAAACCAUGAUAUUUUGUGUUCAUAUUUUUUCUAGAACUGAUUUUGCUCAAAUGUAUGCGACAUAUACAGUUUAUUAAAGGUAUUGGUCCUUGGUAUUACACUCUAGUCCCAGUAAAUGCAGUCAAUUAACAACAGAUUUCUGUUUCAGAUGAAAUGACCAGUUUCAAAGAACUUGUUUCUUCUCGAAGUUACACUAUCACAGGUACAAACACCACAACGACUUAUCUGGACAAAUGGAAAAAAGGACCACGGGGGUGGUCAUUAUCGUGUUGUUAUCAUGAAUCUUAACUCCCUUGCUUUCUAAAAUUGAGCUGUUCCAUUACACCCCCCCCCCCCCAAGGUUGUUACUAGACUCCUGAAGAAUUUCUGUCAUAAAAGAGAUCUCCUAAAUAAUCCCUGUUGAUAUAGUGUAGCAUUUCACUGCUGAAGAAAUCACCCUACCGUGAAGAAUUUAUGUUCCUCGAUAGGGGGUACGAAAUAAAAAAUAAAUAAUCUACUUGAUUUGCCUUAGGCUUAUAUGUAUAUCAAAAUAUUACGUGGUAUUUUUGUGUAGCUUUAGCUGAUGGGCAAUCUGAUCCAGGAGAACAAACCAUCAAUGAACUUCGAGGUAAGAACAUAGAUUACAACAAACUGAGCGACAACCGGCUCUGUUCAUAUAAUGCGAAAUAGAAAAAAACUAUUAUUGUCAUACAAAGUCCUCUACACUAAUGCGCCCAUCGCAUUAGCAAUCGUUUCAAUAAUCAGGC